AUGAGGGUUCUAGGGUUCCUCGAUGGCUCUCGUCGCUCGAAGAGUCUUGCGAUUGCGCAGCUAUUCCAGAUCCUUGCCUCGUCUCGCAGCGCCCGCAUUAGAGCAGCAUUGCGAGCAAUCUCGCAGAGCGACGAUUGCCGGGAAUUCCUGGCGGCAUUCCGAGAGGAGAGCUCUUCUUCUUCUCCCCCCUUUCCCUUCCAGAGGAUUCAGGCGUGUGAGAUUUCGGCUCGUGAAGGCCGACAAGGACGAUCCGGAAGAGGAGGAACCGGAUGGGAUUGCGGAGGAGGAUGAUUUCGCGGAUACCAUCGAUCUCACGCUCGUCCAGAAGCGCCAGGCCGAGAGGCUGUGGAACGAGCUUCUGCCACUCACGAUUCCCAGCGUUGGACCCGUGGUGAAGCUCACGAUUGGAGAGGACAGGAAGAUCGGCCUUCCAGGAAUCUUAUACGUCGUUGGAAAGCUUCGAACGUUCCGGCGUUCUAAGCAAGCACUGUCGAUUCUCGACUGGCUCGCGGAAGAAAAACCAUUCGGGGAAUUCGACGAGAGUCUCUACAAGCUGCACAUAUCGAUCGCGUUCGAGGUAAACUCAGUCCACAAAGCCGAGAAGAUUUUCGAGAGCGUACCGAAAGAGCUCCAGCUCCAGGAGAAGUUGCUUGGUGCCAUGGCCGCUGGCUAUGCCUCCGCGCACAGGAUGGACAAGGUGGAAGAGAUCUUGCUCCAGUGCAAUCUCUCCGCCAUGGAACCUUACACUGCACUGAUCAAACUCUACUUUAGAGUCGCUCUCUACGACAAAGCAGCGAGUCUGUACAAACGAAUCAAAGCGGCAAAGCUCGAGCCAGACCUGGCAGCCUUCGCGGCACUGCUGCGAGAGAAGUCCAGCUUGGAGAGCUUGAAGCCGAGAGAGCUGGAAGAGGACGCCGAGGUGGCUCUCCACCAUGCAGGAGCUUACGAGGAGGAAUUGACGAUCAAAGCCCCGGUUGCAAGCCAAGCGAUGGUGGUCUCUGGCUACCUUGGAAAAGCGGCACAAGUUACCAAGUUGUGGAAACGUAUCAAGCAGGAGAAGAGCUCGUCCAUACCAGCGGUGUGCUACUUGAACGCGAUCGAAGCGUUUGGAGCAGCAGGCAAGGUCCGAUCGGCUGAGAAGGUGGCCGACGAGAUGGAGAUGGCGAAGUCCAAGUACGUAGAGCUCUCGGCAGCUAUGAUCUGCGUCUACUCGAGGAACCAAAUGGCGGACAAGGCCGAGGCCGUCAUCGAUGACUUGCGUGCCAACGGUGUGUGGAACUUGUUCCGGCCUCACGCCGAGCUCAUCACCGGUUACCUCGACAGCAACCAGCCCGACCAAGCGAUGAAAGCUCUCAAGGUGGCACUUCUCGUCAAGCUGAUGAAGCCAACGUACGCCGUGAUCCUGAAAAUGCUGCCCGUCUUUGAGAGGCUUCGCGAUGCCGAGGGUGCCGAGGACAUGGUGAUGAGGUACAAAGGCGCCACGGACCUCCGGAUGUACAAGGGACUGCUCAGGAUCUACGUGAGUGCCAAGGUGAAGCCCCUGGAAGAGAUAGAAGCCCGGCUCAUGCUGAAGAAGAUCCCUCUCGACGACGAGACUCGCGAGCUGCUGACGAAGCUGAGAGGAGUCAUCGGUUGAGAUUCACUGCGCAGCAGCCUCGGCUCGGAACGAGCGAAAACAUCAGACAACGAGCAAGCCCGACUGCUUCCGGUAGCUCUCUUAAGCCUGGUGAGCCGCUCGGUCUCCACUAGCUGAUUCUGGACGUGUUUGCUCCCAGGUGGCUUCACACCCGAUGGUUAAAGCUACGUCGCUGCGCUCAAGGCCUGGUCUCGCCUAGCUGCGAAUGAACAGAAGCAUCCAGAGGGGUUGAAGGCGAGCUCACUAGAGAACGGCAGAGCUUUACACGGGCAGGCAGGGAAGAAACUCGGUGAUAUCUACUUGGCGGGCACGCUGGUGAAUUUUUACUCCAAGUGUGGCAGGGUGCCUUGCUUCGACGCUGGACUUUGCAACACGCUGCUACUCGGCUACACAGAGAACGACAAGCCAGACUCGGCCUUGGAGCUGUUCAAGCAACCCCCAGCGCAAGCUGUUCAAGCAACUCCCAGCGCAAGCCAGCCUCGACUGCCUCACUUAUCUAGCUGCUGUGACGGCUUCCAGGAGGAUAGCGGAGCCGAGAGUGGUGAAUGGAAGAAGACCACUCAAGGCCCGACGCUCGCCGACGGGGUUUCAUGGGACCGGGACGUGUGGAAGCCCGGUGGAUUCUCGGCAAGCUUUCGGCAGGAUGGCUCGGCACAGCGUCAUGUCGUGGACGUCGCUGAUGCUGCGAUGCUCCGAGAAUGGCGACGCGGAGCUGGCUCUGGAGCUCUUUGCUCGCGGUGGAUUCACAGUGGACGCUGCAAGCCUCACCGCGGCUUAGAUGCGCAUUAGAUACAGCUUCUACGUGGUUUAUACGGUUACCGUUUUCGACGUCUCUAGAGUUUCGACGUGAAACUGGUUCACGUAGAAAAUGUGUAGAUCGAUUUGCCUUCCUUACCAAUGAGAUCCACGACUGUGAAUUCCACGUC
Selaginella moellendorffii is the source of this 2562-nucleotide messenger RNA. RefSeq names its product pentatricopeptide repeat-containing protein At1g02370, mitochondrial. The record is from RefSeq and is a predicted model, not a curated record. Gene Ontology annotation, molecular function: protein binding. Lineage: Eukaryota; Viridiplantae; Streptophyta; Lycopodiopsida; Selaginellales; Selaginellaceae. The coding region runs from base 23 to 1636 and encodes 537 amino acids. The transcript is spliced from 2 exons. Gene Ontology annotation, cellular component: mitochondrion.